AUGAAUAAAGAGAAGUCCAAGAGGACUCAUAACGACGCUGGAAACAGCGCACCAAAAAAGAUGAAAUCCGUUGACAGCAGAGCUCCUGGUCGAACUAAGGAGGAUUUGAGGGACUACCUCCAAAGGAAGUGGCAGAAUGACAACGUCACAUCCCCGGUCAAGCCGAGAACACCAUUCUCAAUGAAGUUGGAUAAAUUUGAGGCCCCAAAAAGGUUCCACAUGUCAAGAUUCCAAAUAUAUUACGAUAAGUUCGAUCGGAACUUUCACAUCGGCUUAUAUUUGAAUUCAAUGGCAUUGUAUACCGGGAACGAACCGUUACUUUGCAAGGUGUUCCCCUCAUCCUUUGAGGAAAUUGCAUCAAAUUGGUUUCACAAGUUACCGAAAGGAAUUGUGAAGAGUUGGAAAGGCUUGGCCGAGAUGUUUGUGGCCAGGUUUGCUACAAACAAAUUGCAGUUGUUGAGGGUAGACUCCCUAAUGGCUCUGAAAAUUGGCGAGGGUGAAAACCUCAGGGUUUAUGCCAAAAGGUAUUAUGAGUCACUAGCAAAGACUCUGCCGAAGAGUAUGGAGGAGCUCAUGGCCAGGAUCGAGAAAUAUGCGAGAACAGAAGAGGAUACGCUAGGAACAAAGGCGUCAAAACAAGAGAAGAGGAACGACUCGCCGAAGCAAAGCCAAGAGAGCUUGCCUCAUCGCUUCAUCUCUCUUCCUCCCAUGGAUAUUCAAGCUUUGAGCUUAGAAUGA
Molecule: messenger RNA, 738 nt
Organism: Camellia sinensis
Lineage: Eukaryota; Viridiplantae; Streptophyta; Magnoliopsida; Ericales; Theaceae
Source: RefSeq, a predicted model, not a curated record